This is a messenger RNA of Danaus chrysippus (African queen), 1242 nucleotides long. Lineage: Eukaryota; Metazoa; Arthropoda; Insecta; Lepidoptera; Nymphalidae. The record is from the annotation of a GenBank genome assembly.
AUGCAAGCGGGGGGGCCGGAUAGCACUGCGGUCUCUGAAGCCCCCAGCAGUGGCAGCGAAGAUUCGGACUGCGACCAGGUGCCCGAGUGUGAUGCCGACGCAGCCCUAACUGAGGAAUGGGCGAGAGAAUUGCUGCUAGCAUCGGGCGUGGCCAACCCUCACGAGAUCCGGGUUGAAUCCCAGGCCGGAGUCGCCGGGGCUCUAAGUCGGGUCCUAGCAGUGACUGUCCGAUACGACAGCGACGGUGAAAGUCAGUGUCUACCGCUUGUUGUGAAGCUGCCACCAAGAGAUCCGUUCGGCAGACUUUUCGUGGCAGAAGCUCAGUUCGACACACGGGAGAUUCUGUUUUAUACUGAACUGGCACCAGCACUUAAUAAAUUGGCAGAAGACGCCCUUGGGCCAGGACAAGGCCUGCCUGUACCUAAAUGUAUAAAAGCUAGAUUGCCAGAUGAAAUCGGCGGAGACAGCGAACUGGUUUUGGAAGAUGUGACAGCUAUUGGCUUCGAAUCAGCGGAUUUCGCCGAGGGUUUGACGGUUGAACGAGCUCGCUCGGCUCUUAACGCCGCCGCACGACUCCACGCAUUAUCACUUGCCCUACGAGACAGGGAAGGACCACUGGAUCAAAGAUUCGACUUCCUCUUCCCGUGUGAGAGAGCUGCUGCCGGCUACUUAAGACUAGUAAGACGAGGUCUGCCCCAACUUGAAGCGUUCCUAAGAGGACGGACCGAUUGUAUCGAAGAAGCAGCUGCGGUGUCAGCUCUGAGCGCGCGAGCACCAUCUCUAUUGGAAACAUUACUGCGACCAGCUGAACCAGCGCCGUUAGCCCACGCUGAUUUUUGGAGUGGCAACCUGUUAUUUAGAGAGAUUAAUGGUGAAAGCGAAUGUAUUGCUCUGGACUGGCAAAUGGUAUCUCUCGGGAGGCCUAUGGAUGACGUCGCACUUCUACUUCUAUCGUCCCUGACGCCAGAAAUGAGGAGAGCCUAUGGAGAUACUUUGAUAGAGGAUUAUGGCAACAGAUUAGAAGCGGAGUGUGCUAGAUUGGGAGUCACUUCAGCUGGUGCUGUUGUUAGAAAAGGAUUAAAACCCGACUGGCCCAGGGCGGCACUGCGUGCUCUGCUAUUAUGUGCUGGCAGCGUUGAUGUAGCUUUGGGGGAACCUCGAGCUGAAAGACGGUUACUCGAAGCUGUUCGCGAUCUACACGCACAAGGAAUCCUUGCUCUAAAAGCCGACACGGACGCGUGA